Molecule: messenger RNA, 3454 nt
Organism: Pungitius pungitius (ninespine stickleback)
Lineage: Eukaryota; Metazoa; Chordata; Actinopteri; Perciformes; Gasterosteidae
Gene: rabgef1
Product: RAB guanine nucleotide exchange factor (GEF) 1
Exons: 9
Coding region: 242-1768 (508 amino acids)
Biological process (GO): vesicle-mediated transport
Cellular component (GO): cytosol; endocytic vesicle
Molecular function (GO): small GTPase binding; guanyl-nucleotide exchange factor activity; DNA binding
Source: RefSeq, a predicted model, not a curated record
UACACUCGAACCGACAUUACCAUGCGAAACAAAUCCUCUACAUUCAAAACGGUUUCCUCCCGACAUCCACCCCGCUCCCACUUUAGGAUCCCGAAUUCAAUAAAUGUUUGUAACGUUAGUUUAAAGCCGUGACCUCAUCGUCAUCACGUCCCCCCCCCCCGACAGCAACGAGGAGGAAGUGCUCGCGCCAACGAUCGUUGAAACGCGUCAAUUAACGUUACAGCAGGUCGCCCGGGCAAUCAUGAGUCAGCGGGCGGAGCGACGAGGGGGGAUCCACGUGGACCAGUCGGACCUGCUGUGCAGAAAGGGAUGCGGUUACUACGGCAACGCGGGUUGGCAGGGCCUGUGCUCCAAGUGCUGGAGGGAGGAGUACCAGCGGUUACGGCAGAAACAGAUCCAGGACGACUGGGCCUUGGCGGAAAAGUUGCAGCGGGAGGAGGAGGCAGCGUAUGCCAGCAGUCAUGGAGCGCAGGCCCAGUCCACAGCGCCACAGGCGCACCCGGGGCACGCCUCACUGGGAUCCUUCUCCAAGUUUGAGGAGAAGAAGACCAACGAGAAGACGCGCAAAGUGACCACCGUUAAGAAGUUCUUCAGCCCCUCGUCACGUACUGCUCCCAAAAAAGACACCCCAGAGGGCAAGUCCCCCAGUCCCUCGAUCAGCCGCCGUGCCAGCUUCGACACCGACCAGGUGUCCAAGGACUUUGCCGACUACUUGAAACAUCUCCAGAAGCCCGGCCGGGAGAUCCAAAAGCAGUGCCGGGCUUUCAUCGUGAGCAUGUCAAGCAAGAAGGACCUGGGUGCUGACGAGCUGUCGGAGUGCGUUCAGGAUUUCUACCAGAACUUGGCCGACCGCCUGAUGGGUCACUAUAAAGCCUCUUCAGAGUCUGCGGAGCAGGCGAUGGACCAAGUGGAAAAGUACAUAAUGACUCGUCUGUACAAGAGUGUGUUCUGUCCAGAAACCACCGACGACGAGAAGAAGGACUUGACCACACAGAACCGGAUAAGGGCCUUACACUGGGUGACCAUCGAGAUGCUCUGUGUGUCCAUGGAUGAAGAAAUCCCUGAGGUCUCUGAGAACGUGGACAAAGCGAUAACAGACGUGAUUGAGAUGGACUCGAAGAGGGUCCCUCGGGACAAACUGGCGUGCAUCACGCUUUGCAGCAAACACAUCUUCAGCGCCAUCAAGAUCACCAAGAAGGAGCCCGCCUCCGCCGACGACUUCCUGCCGGCGCUCAUCUACAUCGUGCUCAAAGCAAACCCGCCGCGGCUUCAGUCCAACAUCCAGUACAUCACCCGCUUCUGUAACCCCAGCAGGCUGAUGACCGGGGAGGACGGGUACUACUUCACCAACCUGUGCUGCGCGGUGGCCUUCAUCGAGAAGCUGGACGCUCAGUCCCUCAACCUUUCCCCGGAGGAGUUCGAGCGCUACAUGUCCGGCCAGGCCUCGCCGCGGCGCAACAGCGCCGAGGGCGGAGGCGGCGCCGAGCCCGCUGCGCCGGUCGCCGUCAACCCCGCCCUGGCCCGGCUGAACCACAACCUGGAGGCGCUGUCGGGCCUCGGCGGGCGGCAGGACGCGCUGAUGGAGGCCGCCCGGAGCCUGCAGGCCGACCUGCUCUCCUGGCCCGAGAGCGUGCAGCGGGAGGUGGACCAAGUGCUGGAGAAGUACCCGCUGGAGGUCCGGUCUCGCACCCUCUCCGCCAUCAACGACAACAACAUGGACAGCGACAACCUGCCGCCGCCGCUCGCGCCCCAGGUGUUCGCCGGGUAGGGGGCGCUUCGCUUACAUUUCAGAGGAACGAGAAGCCCGGAUAGUCCGAGUACUGCUACUAGGUGCAGCUCUCAGGUACGGUUGACUACCUGGAUUUGUUUGUUUAAUCCUACUUUUACUCCGAUAAAUUUAGUUCCCCUGCAGAUAGAGAUUACAAAGUACAUAGUGUAAUUAACUAAUACAUUAUAAUGUAUAAUUAUAGUUUAGGAUACCCAGCACUAUAUAAAGUAACUGAAAUCAGUUUUUUUUUUAAUUACCGGCCGCUACAUCAAUGUGAUUUACACAAUAAACAUUGUGUACUUGUGUCAGUUAGUAAACCUUUUAGCACGCUCAGCAUUUUUUUCCCCCUCUGUCUUCGGUGACUGUUGAUUUAAAUGACAAAAACAAAAGGGACCAAAGGGCACCGGGGGAAGCUCACGGUGUUGAUGUGAGCGGGCCCUUUAUUCGGCUCUUUGAUCCCAUUGGCCCGUUUUUAUUUACCUCGGUCCCUGGUUUGUCUGAAAAAACAACAGCGAGUAGAAACUUCUGUAUUUUGGUGACGUGUUGUGUGUGUUUUUUUUUCAUAUUUUUAUCUCCAAAAAACUUUUUAAAGUAUCUUUUUAAAUUGACAAACGCUAUUUGUCUCAUACAUUUUUUGUUGUUGUUGAAAAAUGAGGUUCCAUGGCGCCCUUUAGUUGUACUUGAUAAUAUCACAACAUAAUGAUGUGUGUGUGUUUCAUAUGUUUAACAUGGGUGUAAAAUGUUUAACAGAAAUCCAGCUGUAACACAUAUGGAAGAAAUACUUAAGCACUCCGGAACAAUUUUCUCAUCAUCGUUGAGUAUGAAAUUAACUUUACGAAGCCUAUUGUUUUUUUUUAAUCUUUAGCAGAAUCACUGUGCUUUAACGUUGUUCUUUGUUUGUAGAGUCGACUGUAUUCAACAGGCUUUCUGCAUAUUCACCUCGAAGUGUUGAAAUGCCAAAAGAUGUCUUUAUGAAAGAAAAGUAACCCACAAUAUGUUUUAAAUAUUGAUUCAUAUGGUUUGCAUAUUGGCAAGUGGUUUGGUUUUUGUGUUGCAUUCGCUUGAGGAUCUUUUUGGUAUUUUAAUUCAGUGACUUGUAAUACACUAAAAUAAUGUAGUACUGUCAAUUAUUAUGUCUACUUAUCAGGGACCGUUUUGGCAAGUGAGGUUCAAUAAUAUCAGAAAACCUGAAAUCAUCAAGUUUUUUCUAAUUUUAUCCUUUGAUGUCAGUUGCUGUAUUUUUUUUAAAUCUAGGAUUAAGUUAUUUGAAAGACACAGUGUGCUCUUAUUUUGAAUAAAGGCCCAACGGGUAGGUGGUGUCAAAACCACGUCUAGCGGCCAUUUAGUUAUAUUUAUGUAUUUUGGGUUGAGUGACAGGGGCGGUGCAGAGUGGGGGGGGGGGGUCACAAAGAAUUCAUACAAUUUGUUGACAAAUGGUGAAAUGAAUUGAGACCGAACGUUUCAUUGAGCAGAUUUAUGAAGCUAACUUAGAAUUUUGUGUUCACAAUCAAGUUAUUGAUAAGAAUCACAUUCCAUGCGUUGUGUUGUGCUUAAUGACAACAAAACUGUAACAAACUAAUGAGUAAAUAUUGAAAUGAACCACAUUAUACUAAAGGCUGAUAAAUGAUGCUUAUGUUGGAAAAGGAUGUUGACAGUUUGAAAUGAAAUAAAGACCCUGAAGUGACA